AUGAAAAGCACCAAUAAACUCGCACUCGUACUUGCGAUAAGUACCGCGUUUUUUGUUGCAGAAAUAUCAGUGGGCUUCAGAACGAGCAGUAUCGCGCUGAUUGCGGAUGCGUUUCACUAUCUGAACGUAGCAUUUUUAGCGGCGUAUGUUCAAGAUCGAGGGCACGCGAUAGAAGGCUUUACAUACGCUUUCCAUCGAGCUGAACUUGUCGGUUCUUUCUUCAAUGGAGUGUUCCUUCUUGCUCUUGCCCUUUCGAUUUUUCUACAAUCUUUGGAGAGAUUCAUCACGAUUGAGCAAGUAAAAGACCCGAAAGAUAUCCUCAUCGUCGGAUGUGUUGGUCUUGCACUCAACAUUCUCAGCGUUUUACUUGUGCACGAUCACGGUUCUCACAAUCACGGCCACUCAGAUGGACAAAGUGGAAUUCCACAUGCAAUCGAGAUGUCGGAUGAGAUAAUGCUAGCCCAUGCCGGGCAUAACCAUACGAACACUCGGAAGCUUUCAAAAAACCAUUCACAUAAUUUCGGGAUGCUCGCCGUUCUUAUUCACCUCUGUGGUGACGCUAUAAACAAUAUUGGCGUUGUCAGUGCGGCUAUACUGAUAUUGAAGCUCACUUCACCCAAUCGGUUCUAUGCUGACCCUGCCGCCUCCAUGCUCAUAAGCUUCAUCAUAUUUGGAACAGCCAUCCCUCUCACUAUACGUACGGGUCGAAUUCUACUAGAAGCUGCACCGAUUGGCUUGGACUUGCAGAAAGUCACAGACGAUCUCAGUGGAAUCCCGAACGUGGUGUCGAUACAUGACCUCCAUGUCUGGCAUUUAUCGCAAACCGAAAUCCUCGCUUCUUUACAUGUCUGUGUACCGUCAGGAACGAGUUUUGAGGAAUGGGGAAAAACGGAACAGAUUAUACAUCAUUGCUUCUCCGAGUAUGGAGUCGCACACGCCACCAUUUCUCCAGAGGUGCAUCCGCAAGGAAUGGAUAGCCAGACACAGACAAUGGUGGGUGGAUCCGGUGACGAGCUAUUAGGGACAUGCAAGGUACCUUCAAAGGAUGGUUUUGGUUGUAUUUUUGGAGAUAAUCACGCAAAUGGAAUGCGGAGGAGAAAUAUCGACCAUAGUCAUGGUCAUGCUUGA
This is a messenger RNA of Lentinula edodes (shiitake mushroom), 1128 nucleotides long. RefSeq names its product putative CDF zinc transporter. Gene Ontology annotation, biological process: zinc ion transmembrane transport; intracellular zinc ion homeostasis. Bases 1 to 1128 code for a protein of 375 amino acids. Gene Ontology annotation, cellular component: membrane. Gene Ontology annotation, molecular function: zinc ion transmembrane transporter activity. The record is from RefSeq and is a predicted model, not a curated record. Lineage: Eukaryota; Fungi; Basidiomycota; Agaricomycetes; Agaricales; Omphalotaceae. The transcript has 10 exons.